UCACCCAAAAAGUUCAACACUGCAAAAAUGUCUACCAUAUUUCUGCUUCUUGGAAUACUGUCCAUUGGACUAGAAUUUACAGUUGUACAAUCUGUCGGAGUUUGCUAUGGACUGAAUGGUGGCAAUCUACCAUCGAAGCAAGAAGUUGUCGACUUAUACAAAGCAAACAACAUUGUUGGAAUGCGUUUAUACCUCCCAGAUCAAGAAGCUCUAGAAGCCCUCCGCGAUUCUGGCAUAGAUUUGAUCCUUGGUGUGGCGGGGGAAACACUUUCAUCUCUUGUAGAUCCCACUGCUGCCUCACAGUGGGUCAGUAAUUUUGUGACACCGUACUCACAAAAUGUCAGAAUCAAGUACAUUGCAGUCGGGAAUGAAGUUCAUCCUAGUGACAGCGUUGCCCAGUUCAUCCACCCCGUCAUGCAGAACAUUCAGAGCGCAAUUUCACAAGCCAACUUACAGGACCAAAUCAAGGUUACAACAGUAAUGGACUCAAGUUUGAUCACUAACUCUUACCCACCAAGUGCAGGUGUUUUCACUGAAGAAUCAAAGCCAUUCAUACAACCAAUUAUCAACUUCCUAGUGCAAAAUGGAUCACCACUUCUUGCCAAUGUGUACCCUUAUUUUGCUUAUGCCAAUGAUCAACAAAACAUUCCUCUUGCCUAUGCACUUUUCACUCAAAUUGGGACCAAUGACAUUGGGUAUGGAAAUAUCUUUGAUGCUAUGGUGGAUUCUAUCUAUUCUGCUUUGGAGAAAUUAGAAGCACCCAAUUUGGCGGUGGUUGUGGCAGAGAGUGGGUGGCCAUCAGAAGGCGGAGCUGGGGCUACAAUGGAGAAUGCAGCCACAUAUUAUGCUAAUUUGAUUAGUCAUGUCAAGAGCGGGGGAGGAACUCCAAAGAGGCCUGAUGUAGCUAUUGAGACUUACUUGUUUGCUAUGUUUGAUGAAAACAUGAAGCCUGGUGCAGAAACUGAACGUCAUUUUGGACUCUUCCAUCCUGACAAAUCUUCUAAAUACGCACUCAACUUCUGA
Molecule: messenger RNA, 1023 nt
Organism: Lotus japonicus
Lineage: Eukaryota; Viridiplantae; Streptophyta; Magnoliopsida; Fabales; Fabaceae
Product: glucan endo-1,3-beta-glucosidase-like
Exons: 2
Coding region: 28-1023 (331 amino acids)
Biological process (GO): carbohydrate metabolic process
Cellular component (GO): plasma membrane
Molecular function (GO): hydrolase activity, hydrolyzing O-glycosyl compounds
Source: RefSeq, a predicted model, not a curated record